AUGUGGAUGGUGGGACAUAACGAUGGUGGUGAGGCUAGCAUGGUUGAUCACUCAUUCAAUGGAAGAAAGCUCAGGCCUCUCAUUCCAAGGCCAGUGACUUCUUCCAAUAAUACUUGUGCUACGACUCCUCCUUGCCUAAGAAGUAUUCACGGCUCCGAUUUGUUCACACAAUAUCACGAUCUGACAUCAACGACGGAUCAGAGUAAGAAAGAGUUCAAUACUCCACCAGUUGUGGUGAGCUCAAGGUGGAAUCCUACUCCAGAGCAGCUAAGAGCCCUUGAAGAGUUGUAUCGUCGAGGAACAAGAACGCCAUCUGCUGAGGAAAUUCAACAUAUCACUGCACAGCUGCGGAGAUUUGGUAAAAUUGAAGGGAAGAAUGUUUUCUACUGGUUUCAGAAUCACAAAGCCAGAGAAAGGCAGAAACGGCGCCGUCAGAUGGAAUCAGCUCCCCAUGAUUUUGAUUGUCUAGAGAAGGAAGACUUAGGCGUUAGUAAGACACUGUUUGAAGUUGAACAGACCAAGAACUGGGCACCCUCUACAAACUGCAGUGCACUUGCAGAGGAAUCUGUCUCGAUACCAAGAGCAACAAAAGCAGUGGUGGCAGAACGAAGAGCGGAUGGAUGGAUCCAAUUCGAUGAAGGGGAAUUACAGCAAAGAAGAAACUUGAUGGAAAGGGAUGCCACGUGGCGGAUGAUGCAGCUAUCAUGUCCUCUUCCCCAUCCUGCAGCCUCCACCCACCUCAUCAGCACCUCUACAGCCAGCUUAAUUGCUUCCACGAGCACAGUAACAGCAGGAGCAAUUGACCCAAAGCUCAUUAAGGCACAUGAUCUCAGCUUUAUAUCGCCUCACAGUGAAAGCACGGUCAUCCACUUGGACGGUAGUAUCAGCAGCGACCAAGUUGAUCACUGUGGGGAACCUCAAACCCUUGAACUUUUCCCCCUAAGGAGUGGGGAUGGCAGUGAUAACGUCAACCAUAAAGAGAGUGAGUUUUCAGUUUCUGCAAUGAAUGCCAACUUGACCCCAAGCCAGUUCUUUGAGUUCCUUCCCUUGAAGAACUAA
Neltuma alba is the source of this 1059-nucleotide messenger RNA. Its product is annotated as WUSCHEL-related homeobox 1-like. Lineage: Eukaryota; Viridiplantae; Streptophyta; Magnoliopsida; Fabales; Fabaceae. The transcript is spliced from 4 exons. The coding region runs from base 1 to 1059 and encodes 352 amino acids. Gene Ontology annotation, molecular function: DNA binding; DNA-binding transcription factor activity. Gene Ontology annotation, biological process: plant organ development. The record is from RefSeq and is a predicted model, not a curated record.